AUGAUGGAGCUAGGCAAGGCCGAUGCAGCAGCAGCAGUUGCUGCAGCAGCAGCAGCAAAACGUCUACGAGAGGUUGAGAGAGAAGUGCGGCUGCAGCAGCUACAGCAGCAGCAGCAGGAGAAACAGCAACACCAGCUGCUGCUGCAGCAGCAGCAGCUGAAGCAUCAACUGCGGGUCUCUAUACACCGCGCAGCGAGGAGCAGCAGAAAGGACGAGGCCCUGCAGCAGCAGCAGCAGCAGCAGCAGCAGCUGCAGCAGCAGCUGCAGCAGAUCGAGCAGCAGCUACAGGAGCUCGAGCAGCAGCAGAUGCAGGUGAAGCAGCAGCUGGAGCCGCUGCAGCAGCAGCACACUGAAGCCCGUAGGGAGCAGCAGCAGCAGCAGCAGCAGCACAUGCAUUUUGCUGCAGCAGAAACAGCCUGGAUAGCAGCAUGCAUGCGGCUCUUCUCCGCCAGCAGCAGCUGGCUCUCUUUGCUGCUGCAGCAGCAGGAAGAUGCUUAG
Eimeria mitis is the source of this 498-nucleotide messenger RNA. RefSeq lists its product as uncharacterized. NCBI's taxonomy places the organism in Eukaryota, Apicomplexa, Conoidasida, Eucoccidiorida, Eimeriidae. The record is from RefSeq and is a predicted model, not a curated record. The coding region runs from base 1 to 498 and encodes 165 amino acids. The transcript has a single exon.